Molecule: messenger RNA, 3207 nt
Organism: Sander lucioperca (pikeperch)
Lineage: Eukaryota; Metazoa; Chordata; Actinopteri; Perciformes; Percidae
Gene: otop1
Product: otopetrin 1
Exons: 6
Coding region: 1-1776 (591 amino acids)
Biological process (GO): inner ear morphogenesis; proton transmembrane transport
Cellular component (GO): membrane
Molecular function (GO): proton channel activity
Source: RefSeq, a predicted model, not a curated record
AUGGUGGAACACAGUGGCCUAGAUAGUCAGUGUCUGAACAAGUACUGUCACAGUUCCUCCUCGUCGUCCAGCUCCGAGCACGACAAAAAGAUGUUCGCCAAACUAAAACUAAGUCUGUCAGGGGAUUAUCCGAGGAAGAACGGAGAGAUCCUCAGCGGCCAAUACGGGACCAAUUUGCUGCUGCUCGGGGUGGCGAUGAUGCUGGCUAUCCAAGGUGACCCCUCUGUCAGGGAAGAGCACUUGUUGGCCUUUGUCACCAGCCUCAUGAUCCUCCAGCUGAUCUGGAUGUUGUGGUACAUGCUGGUGCGGGACAGACAGAAGAACACGCGGACCGAGAAAGAUGUCCACGCCACAACAUGCUGGAUAAGAGGUGGUUUGACUCUCCUUGCAGUCCUUUCACUGAUUAUGGACGCUUUCCGAAUCGGGUAUUAUAUUGGCUAUCAGUCUUGUGUGUCAGCUGUGCUCGGGGUAUAUCCUGUCAUCCACGCAACUCACACAAUAACACAGGUGCAUUUUCUCUGGUUUCACAUCAAGGAUGUCAUCCAGAGCUUUGAAACAUUUGAGAGAUUUGGUGUUAUCCAUGCAGUCUUCACCAACCUCCUCCUGUGGUGCAACGGUGUAAUGUCAGAGGCCGAGCACUUCUUGAACAACCACAAGAGUAGACUCUUUGCACUGGGCUAUGAAAACCUCACUAUAAUGCACUCAGAGCCAGACUGUAACUGCACCACCAGCACUUGCUCCUUGUUCUCCAGAAGUCUCUUCUAUCUCUAUCCCUUCAACGUCGAGUACCACAUAUUUGUCUCUGCCAUGCUCUUCGUCAUGUGGAAAAACAUUGGGCGGACCAUUGACCUUUCUUCAAACAGGAAGAGGCUGGCUACCAAAAUCCAGGGCCUGCACGUAGGCCCCAUUCUGGGUCUACUUGCACUGGCCGGCACUAUCGGGGUCAUGGUGGUCUACAUCACCAACAUAGAGGAAUCCUUCCAAACUCAUAAUUCAGCCAUUUCCAUGUUCUACAUUUAUGGCAUUGCCAUGCUGGCAUCCAUGUGCUCUGCUGGUUCCUUAGGUCUGCUCAUAUAUCGAGUGGACCACAUGCCUCCGGACACCUCCAAGAACCCGUCCAGACAGCUGGACACAGAGCUGCUGUGUGGGUCCUCUAUCGGCUCCUGGCUCAUGUCCUGGUGCAGCAUUGUGGCUGUGGUAGGAGCCAACAGCAAUCCUCCUUUCCGCUGGACCAACUUGAUCUACUCUCUGCUUGUUGUGCUGGAGAAGUACACCCAGAACCUCUUCAUCGUAGAGUCCCUGUAUCGCCAGCAAGAGGAUGGAGAGAGGGAGGACCCUGAGUUACCAGCUGCUCCGGAAAUCUUCUCGGUGACGUCCUCUUUAGCCCCACCGUACAACGGCAUCAUUAACCAAGCCUACGAGACUCCAGACAGAAUCUGUGUCUCCCUGGAGAACGAGGAAGAGGAGAGCAGACAGGUGUACAGAUGUCCGCGGAAACCUUCUGAGGUCUCGCUGCCUGUGAGAAACAAAGUUAAGCAGCCCCUAAAUAUAAAGAGGAAAGUCCUGAAAAACAUUGCUGUCUUCCUGAUAAUGUCCAACAUUUCGCUGUGGAUCCUUCCUGCCUUUGGCUGCCGGCCACAGUACGACAAUGGUUUGGAACAGGAGACAUUUGGCUACAGCACAUGGACCACAAUUCUCAAUUUCGCCAUUCCUUUGAACCUUUUCUACCGCAUUCACUCAGUCGCCUCCCUCUUCGAGGUGUUCCGCCGGGUCUGACAGAAAAGCAGAUGACUGACAAUGCCAGCUACACUAACAUGCACAAGAACACUUGUCCCCACCGGCUCCCGAGAGUGUCUCACAGCGCAGGUCAGCCUUUCAGGAGGCAGUCUGGGUCACACUCCAACAGACUUGAAAGCAAUCCGCAGAGACAAACAAAACGUAGAUCCCUCAGUGUUGGGAUUACAGAGGAAGACGAAACCUAUUAGCCUACCUUCCUUGAAGAAUUACCUUGUUUAACACAAGGCUUAUUAAAAAUGGUGAUGGAAAGGACUUUUGGUUUCAAGAAUUUCAAAAGGGCUCUUUGUACUUUUUGUUCUGUAGUCACAUUACAGUAGGUUUUACUCACUGGUUCAUCAUGUAAAAUAUAUAUGAUGCAUCUGACACACUUAUUUUGUACUGUUUGAUAUUAGUAGCUGAAAGUAUAUGAUAGCCUACUUACAAAAUACUCCAGCUAAGCCACUUAAACACCUGUUAGUACCAAACAUCUACUGUGUUCAACAGAGCCGCAAGUGCAUUAGUUAACCUAUUGACCCAUAUUUUAACUGCAUGUGAAAUGUUCAUACUGUAUAAGGAUAUGGUUCUCAUUUACUUCUCUUAGUAGUUCAAGUUUAAUGUAUAAAACCUGAGCUAUAAAGAUAGUGACAAUCUUAGCACUAUAUUUUGAAUAAUCUUUAUGAGUUGGACUAUAGUUCUCUGUCAUUUAAGGUUCAUCAGUGUCCUUUUCUAUGCUGAUUCUCUGUUCUGUCAAGUUAAAUAGUAAAUUAUGUUCAAAAUGAUGUUACUAGGUAGCACAGUUUUGAUUAUACUGAGUUAUCUUUAUCCACAAUAUAGUGAGAAGUGCUAGGUGAGAUAAAUCUACUGUCAAAAAUGUUUCCCUUCUGAGUUCAUGUAUGUAUGAACAUGUUUAAAACUCUUCAAAUCAGGUGGAUCUAUACUGUUAAAAGAGGAAAUCUUGUAUCAGAAUAGUUCCAGGAUUAUUACACCAAUAUAAAGCAACAGUUGCUGUAAUGACAACUGCUACAGCAGAUCAGAGAUUGUAUGUUUACACCUGAAAGAUCAGCAAUAAAAUCCAUCCCAUGUCUGUGACAUUACUUGUUUCUUUUUGAUAUAAAACACAGAUAUACUGGUUACUUGUACUGUACAAUUUUAUAUCAAAUCAAUGUAUAAUUUCUGUCAGUUCUCAACGUGGUGCUAUCCACUGUAUGUGUUGUCACUAUGUGCCAACUUGUGGUAAAAAUCCUGCAAACUGCAAUAUUAUAAUCGUUGUAAAUACUCUCAUGCUGAUUAAAGUCAUCACUCAGACACUGAUACGAUUUUGUGAAAAUCCAAUAAAAUGGUGCUCGUAUGAAAUGAUGUGUACUAUAGUGAUGAAUGUAUAUCUUUUGCCUAUAUUGAAAUAAAGAAUAUUUUUCUUUUUUUCAUAUUCAA